AUGAACUUUCUAGCGAAUGGCGGACGCUUGGCUGUAUCGUGUAAAGCGGUUUUUAAAACAACACCAACAAUCACCGAGAUGUCGAUAAAACCUCUCGUCUACCCAUCAAAGCCACAGAAGAUAUUGCAAAUGCCGCCAACGACGCUAAGAGAUGAUUUGUAUAAAAAACUACCCACUGGAAACAUAUCUGUUCGAACAGGAUAUUCUACGCCUUCUGAAAACAUCAGUUAUGCGGCUGUAUGUUUUGUAAUGUCUCCUUCUAACAGUCCUAGUGCUAAAAAAUAA
This is a messenger RNA of Leptosia nina, 285 nucleotides long. Lineage: Eukaryota; Metazoa; Arthropoda; Insecta; Lepidoptera; Pieridae. The record is from the annotation of a GenBank genome assembly.